AGUGUGGUGGUAAAUACUGUGGUUUUUCGUGAUUUUAAAGUGUUUUUUGUUGGUUUGAAAGUGGAUAAAAAGUGAAAAAGUUUAAUUUUUGAUUACAAUGGGUUAUUAAAACAAUUGCCUAAUAAGACUAAGUAUUCGAUCAUAGCGGAUAGCGAACACAUGUUGGGCUCAAAAAAUCGACAAAAAUUGAGACAUCUACCGGGGAAAUUGUAAAUUACGGUUAAUUUUGGAGAUCAGAGGUCAAAGCAGUGAUUAGAUAUCUAUCUAAUUCCUUAAGAAAACAACAAUUACAUAAAAAAUUGCCACGUUGAAACAUGGCUUCCGCAGCGUCUUUAAUUAAAUACACAAAGUUGUUUAUAAACAACGAAUUUGUGGACUCUGUGAGUAAAAAAACCUUCCCAACUCUGAACCCCACAAAUGGGGCCAAAAUCAUCGACAUUUCCGAGGGGGACAAGGAAGACAUUGACAAGGCGGUCCAAGCGGCUAAAGCAGCCUUUUCCAGAGGCGCCCCAUGGCGCAAAAUGGAUGCCUCAACCCGAGGCAAACUCAUAAUCAAGCUCGCCGACUUGAUCGAACGCGAUAUUAACACGCUCGCAAAGCUGGAAACCCUUGAUAACGGCAAACCCUUAUCAGACUCAACGCUCGAUAUCCAGUGCAGCAUCGACGUCUUGCGCUACUAUGGGGGCUAUUGCGACAAAAUCCACGGUAACACAAUCCCCGCAGACGGCGAUUGUCUCUCCCUCACCCGCAAGGAGCCGGUCGGCGUCGUGGGCCAGAUCAUCCCCUGGAACUACCCCAUCAUGAUGCAGAUCUGGAAAUGGGGCCCCGCCCUGGCCGCUGGCUGCACCAUGGUGCUGAAGCCGGCCGAGCAGACCCCCAUCACGGCCCUCGCGUUGGCGGCCCUGGUCAAAGAGGCGGGGUUUCCCCCGGGGGUGGUGAACGUGGUCCCCGGGUACGGGCCCACGGCGGGGGCGGCCCUAGCCCUCCACAAAGACGUCAAUAAAGUGGCUUUCACCGGAUCCACAAUUGUCGGCAAAAAAAUCAUGGAGUAUAGCGCGCAGUCGAACUUGAAACGUGUGAGUCUCGAGCUGGGGGGCAAGAGCCCCCUUGUGGUCUUCAAUGACGCUGAUUUGGAUGAGGCGGUGGAAAUCGCCCAUAAUGCGAUUUUUGGCAACCACGGCCAGAAUUGUUGUGCCGGUUCCCGUACUUUUGUUCAAUCUGGAAUUUACGAUGCUUUUGUACAAAAAGCGGUCCAAAAGGCCAAGCUGCGUAAAGUUGGCGAUCCAUUUGACCCCAAUGUGCAACAAGGGCCUCAAAUUGAUAAGCCAUCGCUUGAUAAAAUCUUGCGUUUGAUUGAUUCGGGGAAGAAGGAAGGGGCGAAAUUGGAAAUCGGGGGUUCCCGGAUCGGGACUGAGGGGUAUUUCGUCGAACCGACUGUCUUUUCGAAUGUUACUGAUGCUAUGAGCAUUGCCAAAGAAGAGAUUUUUGGCCCUGUGCAAAGCAUUUUGAAAUUUGAGACCCUGGAGGAGGUUAUUGAAAGGGCCAAUGACACGUAUUACGGUUUGGCGGCUGGGGUUAUCACCAAAAAUAUUGAUACGGCCCUGACAUUCGCCCAAGCGGUCCAAGCCGGUUCUGUUUGGGUGAACUGUUACGACUACAUCACGCCACAAACGCCGUUCGGGGGCUACAAAAUGUCCGGAAUCGGGCGUGAAAUGGGGGCCGAGUCACUAGACGCGUACGUGGAAACCAAAACAAUUUCCAUCAAACUGCCAACUAAGGUCUAAAACUUUUCAUUUUCGUAAAAAGCAGAAUCUCAAUAAAAUUUUGUUUUAUUUCUCUUAUUAAUUAAUAAACAAGCAACUACAA
This is a messenger RNA of Tribolium castaneum (red flour beetle), 1866 nucleotides long. RefSeq lists its product as uncharacterized. Lineage: Eukaryota; Metazoa; Arthropoda; Insecta; Coleoptera; Tenebrionidae. The record is from RefSeq and is a predicted model, not a curated record. Gene Ontology annotation, molecular function: aldehyde dehydrogenase (NAD+) activity. The transcript has 10 exons. Bases 315 to 1784 code for a protein of 489 amino acids.